Messenger RNA from Brassicogethes aeneus, 1053 nucleotides. NCBI's taxonomy places the organism in Eukaryota, Metazoa, Arthropoda, Insecta, Coleoptera, Nitidulidae. The record is from the annotation of a GenBank genome assembly.
AUGGAGUUUUUAAAAACACCAAGAGGAGAAAAAAUAAAGGAACAUAAUCAUCCAGUGGAUCCACAAAAUGUUGAGGUAGUAAAGGCAGUGUACCACAUGAAGGAACGUUGCAAAGAUACAUUAGCGAAGCCAUCCCAAAUUUUUGCAGAGGGUAUAGCAGCACUUCCAGAAAAUGUUAGGGGUCGAAUGGUUAAAGAGGAUCAUCUAAAAAGGACCUUCAGGAAUAUUAAAGCUGGACACAAUCCAAAAGAACCAACUCUCUUAACGGACCUCGUUAUUAAAGAAGAAUGGAAAAGUACUGGAGGACCCGAAAACAAAAGAUUUAUUCUAAACGACAAUGGCUUAAAUGCCAAAGAAAGAAUAAUUAUCUUUGCAGAUGAUAAUUGCCUGGGGUACUUAGCUGCUGCCACCACAUGGUACCUCGACGGAAAUUAUUCACUGGCACCUCGCUUCUUUAAGCAGUUAAAACUGCAGGAAUUAGGCUUACAAAAGACCUACAUGGAAAAUCCAAAUUUAAGUACUUUUUGUGGAAAACUGGAUGGAUUGGCCUUCAUUCCCAUAGAGGAUGUUCAAAAAGGAAUGGAUCAUCUAAAGGCGACUCCUGAAGGUGAAGAAUAUUCGGAGCUAAUAAACUAUUUCGAUGCCACCUAUAUUUCGGGAACAUUCCAAAAAAUUGGAAAUUCUUCGAAAACCCGAAACAUUGCUCCAAUGUUUUUGCCAAAAAUAUGGAAUGUCCAUGAAGCCACAUUGUCUGAUGAAAACAGAACUAACAACCUUACAGAGGGUUGGAACAACAGAUUUUCCAACCUUGUUGGCCAAAACCAUCCAUCAGUUUGGUUGUUGAUUAAAAAAAUGAGGAUGGAAUUGGCUGUGGAUUCGGCCAAACUACAAAAUGCAAAUUUGGAACCAGAUGUUAAAAGAAAACGGCCCUCUUAUCAGGUUCUGCAGGAGCGGCUAAAAUUAUUGUGUCAACAAUAUAAUAAUAAAGUAAGGGAUAUGAAAAGUUUUUUAAAUGCCAUAUCCCAUAACAUGAGGUUUAAACCAAAAAAUUAA